GUCGGAGACGAUCGCGCGAGCUGGGCUGGUCAAUAACAGCGAGUUAUCUAUUUUCGCGCGCAGUUCUAUACCGGAGGUGAACGCGAUCGGAUGGCGUGAAAAUUUCCCUAACAAAGCGAACCCAACGGAGCUGAAGCGCGCGAAAGUUCUCAACGAUUUUUUUCUUCACUUUGUGGAAAGAUGACGAUUUCUAUCCCGUUGGAAGAAAGACGACACAACGGCACAUCCACAAAUGGCUACCUCUCCGAAGGGACCAUCAACAAUGGAUUCGCUCUUGAAGAUACGCAGGUCAAGAAACCACCCAACGGAAAGGACGAUGUUCACCAUCAUGGACAACAUCACGGACACGACCAUCACUACCACUUGCACCACCAUCACGUGCGGGAAAAGCCGGGUCAUGACUACACGGACGACGUGAUAACGGCGCACGGUGUCCAAGCGCACCACAAAACAAAUUACCUGGAAACCAUGACACACAUGCUGAAAGGAAACAUUGGCACCGGAUGCUAUGCUAUGGGUGAUGCCUUCAAAAAUGGCGGUCUUCUGCUCGCAAGCGUCCUCACCGUAUUUAUUGGGUUCGUGUGCGUGCACUGCCAGCACGUGCUACUGAACUGCGCCAAGAAAGUUCACAUGGACCAACAGGACAAGGGACGGCCGCCGGAUUUCGCCGAAACGGUAGGCUUGUGCUUUGAGAGAGGACCACCCCGGUUUCGGAGGUUAGCCGAACCAAUGAAGUUGGCAGUGAAUAUUUUCAUCUGCGUGACGCAGCUAGGAUUUUGUUGUAUUUAUUUUGUGUUUAUCAGUUCGAACUUCAAACAGAUCUUCGACCGUUACGAUCUAGAAUUGGAUGUCCAUUACCACAUGGCCCUCCUGCUGAUCCCAAUAAUCAUGACAUCGAUCAUUACAAAACUGAAAUUCCUCACGUACUGUUCGAUGCUGGCCAACGUGUUCAUGUCGCUCGGCAUCGGAAUAACCUUUUACUACGCCUUGCAAGAUUUGCCAUCGAUUUCGGAGCGACGAUUCGUCGCCCCGGUGAAACAACUGCCGCUGUUCUUCGGCACGGCAGUGUUCGCUUUCGAAGGGAUCGCCUUGGUGCUGCCUCUGCAGAACGAAAUGAAGAAGCCGCACGAUUUCCGCAAAGCUUGCGGAGUGUUGAACAUCGGAAUGGUGUUCAUCGUGUCGCUGUUUACCUGCUUCGGAUUCGUUGGGUAUCUGAAGUGGGGCGAAGAUGUGGAAGGAAGCUUGACGCUCAAUCUGCCAGAGGGCGAGGUCUUGGCUGAGAGUGUGAAGAUCAUGAUCGCAACUGGUGUCUUGUUAGGAUACGCUCUUCAGUUUUUCGUAGCCAUCAUUAUUAUGUGGCCUCCAGUGCAGUGUCACUUCAACAUAACCAAACACAAAACCUUCGCGGAAAUCUGUUUUCGAAUUAUGCUCGUUCUAGUCACUUUUAUCAUCGCCGAGUGCGUACCAAGUUUGAGCCUGUUCAUCUCGUUGAUAGGGGCUCUUUGCUCGACGGCUUUGGCUUUGGUGUUUCCACCGAUCAUUGAAAUGAUUGUAGCGUACAGUGAGCCGGAUUGUAAGCCUAAUCCGUUUAUGAUUCUGAAAAAUCUGUUCAUCCUGAUCCUGGCGCUAUUGGGAUUUUUUACCGGAAGCUACGAAAGCCUUACGAAAAUCAUCCAGGAGUUGAUGACGUAGGAAAUUUCCUGUUAAUUAGUUGUAAUUACGGGUAAUAGUGAUAAUUUAUUUUGUUGAAUAUGAAAUGACGCGCUGUGCAUUAAAAUAUGACUCGAAUAUUAGAAA
Molecule: messenger RNA, 1797 nt
Organism: Armigeres subalbatus
Lineage: Eukaryota; Metazoa; Arthropoda; Insecta; Diptera; Culicidae
Product: proton-coupled amino acid transporter-like protein CG1139
Exons: 5
Coding region: 181-1692 (503 amino acids)
Biological process (GO): amino acid transmembrane transport
Molecular function (GO): L-amino acid transmembrane transporter activity
Source: RefSeq, a predicted model, not a curated record